UUAAAUUAUUAUUAAAAAAAAUUUUAUAUAGGUACUAUUUGUCAAGCUUAGGGGUAGCCAGCUUUGACUGCAAUGGCGAGGAUGGCGGUGACGGUGACCGCAGCGAUCCUGGCGGUGAUCUUAUCCGCUGUUUCAUCUCCGAUGACGGUGGUGGCGGACAACAGCACGCCGCCGCCCUACGUUAAUCACACUGUCGGCGGAGCCGCCGGCUGGAUCUUCAAUGUCUCUUCUAAUAUCUCGGCGGUCAAUUUCUCGGAUUGGGCUAAAUCGCAAUCCUUCUUUCUCGGCGAUUAUCUCAUCUUCAAGACCGGCACGGCAUUGCCCGUGAUUCAAACGUACAACGUCACCACCUACGCACGAUGCAACGCCGACGACGACAACGGCAAUGAGACUUACGUGUACGAUGGGAGCGCGUCAGAUGCCUCGCCGGCGGUGAUCCCAGUUCCACUCACCGUUGAGGGUGAUAACUAUUACUUCUCCGGUGCAGGGGAUGAUAGGUUCCAGUGCUCCCAUGGCAUGCGUUUCCAUAUCGUGGUCCAGCACGGACGUGGCCUCCCGCCUUCGCUCAGCCAGCCUCCGCCGCCGCCGUACACUGAGCCACCAUCUCCGCCGGUAACUCCGGCGCCGCCCGGGGCUGGGACGGGGCAAGAGGAGUCGUUUUAUAACGGGGGUGGGAGAAGAGGGGUUGGAGUUUGGGUGAAGUUUUCGGGUUUCUUUUUUGGUGUACUUCUUUUAAUGGUCUAGUAAUUUUUAGAAGCGGUGCUUUUGUUUUUUGUUUUAAAUUUUUAAUAAACCUCAUAUUUAUAUUGAGAUUUUUCGUUUUAAAGUAUUAUUGUCAUUGUCAACAAUUGAAUAACCAAUUAUAUAAUUAAAAAAAUAAA
Messenger RNA from Dioscorea cayenensis subsp. rotundata (Guinea yam), 881 nucleotides. RefSeq names its product early nodulin-like protein 1. Gene Ontology annotation, molecular function: electron transfer activity. Bases 73 to 744 code for a protein of 223 amino acids. The record is from RefSeq and is a predicted model, not a curated record. Lineage: Eukaryota; Viridiplantae; Streptophyta; Magnoliopsida; Dioscoreales; Dioscoreaceae. Gene Ontology annotation, cellular component: plasma membrane. The transcript is spliced from 2 exons.